CGCCGGUCUGUCGUGGAAUUACGUUACCGAGGAGGUCUCCCAUGCUGCGCAACCUUUCCAAGUCGCUACAUGCGCUCUCAAAGUCAAUCAGCGCGGCGCGAACUUGCCCGGAUGCCUUGCGCUUUGCACCUAUCGCGGCGAGAAGUGCCAUGGCGAAUGGCAUUGUCAGGUUCGACUUGUCGCCUCGACUGUUUUCCACAGCCGCCCCGCCAUCUGCAACGCUCGCGGAUAUCAAAGCUCAUAUCUCCAUGAUGGAAGAGCUAUCGUGCACUGGAUGUGGCAUCGAGCUCCAAUUUAAGGACGAACAUAAAGUGGGAUUCUGCACGGAAAAGGCACUCGAGAACCUCGACAGCGUCGCCGACAUCUCGACGACACUCCUGUGCCAGCGAUGCUUUCAGAUUCGAAAUUACGGCAAGGUUACGGACUCGCGGAUGCCCUACGAAGAGUACGAAAAGCGAGUGAAGGCGCUAAAGCCGCGCGACAUGCUGAUGGUUCAACUCGUCGACAUCUUGGACAUCACUGGGAGUUUGCUGGGAAACGCCCGCCACGUCGUUGGGAAGAAGCCCGUGAUGCUGGUCGUGAACAAGGGCGAUUUGAUUCCGGUCAAGUCGGGGUCUCGCCGCCUCUUACGGCGUAUCAAGCAGGCUGCAGUGGAAUGCGGCAUUGAGAAUGUGAUUGGUAUCCGUCUCAUCAGCUCGGUCAAAGGCGCUGGGAUCGCCGAUGUCGUGUCGGAUAUUCACAAGUACCGCCAAGGACGAGAUAUAUGUGUCAUCGGCGCUGCCAAUGCUGGUAAAAGCACCUUUCUCAACGCAUUGCUCAAGCACACGACAAAGAAGAAGCGAUUUCCCAGCAAAGCCAUCAAGAGCGGGAUCACGUCGAUCGCGGACGUGGACGUAAGUGAAGUCGUCGCCGAAGCUCCGCCUGAACCAGAACUUUCUGAGGAAGACAUCCCAGACGACGAGCUGCUGAGCCCCAAGCAACGCAAGCAGCUGUCAAAGAAGAAAUCCGACGUGUAUAUGACGACAUCUUCGCUGCCAGGAACCACCCUCGCCGUGUCUCCCAUUCCAAUAACCCUGGGAGAUGACUCGUGCAAUAUUUUCGACACACCCGGCUUGAUUGUCAACCGAAAGCGCCAAAAGCUGAUUGAGAAUUUGUCCAAGCCAGGCUUUGACGAACUCAACAGUAUCCUGCCUGGCAAGAAGCUUCCCUUGAGCAUAUUCAAGAUGACUCCAGGACGGAGUCUCUUCCUUGGAGCGAUGCUGCGGUUGGACUACGAGAGUGAAUUGUCCAAGGACAACAAGGGUGCUUCGAACUCACUGCUGUUUUCGUGGUAUGGUGUCCUGCCUGGCCACCAAAGCAAAACUGCGAGUACGGAAUUUUGGUAGCGGUUAGUGUUGACCUCUGGAUGUAGAUGCGGAAGAAACGUUUAUGAAGCACGCUGGCGGGCUGCUCUCUCCACCUCGUGGAUUGGACGCGCUCAGCUUUACGGGACCUCUUGUUCAUCGCCAGCAGGUUACGGUGCAGGAGUUCGUCACCGGGGACGUCAUGACUCGAUCAAGCAACCCCAAGCGACCGAAGCGCACGACUGUCCUAGAGUUGGUCGUGCCUGGCUUUGGGUGGUUGGGCGUCACUGGCGUCGACAUGGAUGGGACCCAAACGCUGGAAAAGACACUGAAGAAUGCACGCAUUCAAAUUUCAACCUGCGAUGGCAUCGAAGUGCACGCUCGUUCCGCCCUCUUUCCGUUCGAGAUGACCGACACGAACAAGAACAUGUGGAAAUAGCCACCAACGGAUCAAUUGGUGCAAUGAACCCGUUGUGUUUGAGUGGCAUGUGUUCCAAUGCACCAACGGAGAUGUCCGUCUCCUCGGGGGAGGGGGCAAUCACUGGUUGCGCCUGCGUCAGCCCCCGCGUCCGUUGGGCUGAGGCAUCGACAUGGUCGGCAUGUAGGUCGUGGCUUUGCUUGCACAACGACGACACUAGCGUGGCGCCGUCGAUCCGACAGCCCGGUGAUGUCGCAUGUCGUAAUCUGGG
Aphanomyces invadans is the source of this 2032-nucleotide messenger RNA. RefSeq lists its product as hypothetical. The transcript has 8 exons. Lineage: Eukaryota; Oomycota; Saprolegniomycetes; Saprolegniales; Verrucalvaceae. Gene Ontology annotation, molecular function: GTP binding. The record is from RefSeq and is a predicted model, not a curated record. Bases 42 to 1385 code for a protein of 447 amino acids.